Messenger RNA from Microdochium trichocladiopsis, 723 nucleotides. RefSeq names its product general substrate transporter. NCBI's taxonomy places the organism in Eukaryota, Fungi, Ascomycota, Sordariomycetes, Xylariales, Microdochiaceae. The coding region runs from base 1 to 723 and encodes 240 amino acids. The transcript has 3 exons. Gene Ontology annotation, biological process: carbohydrate transport; transmembrane transport. Gene Ontology annotation, cellular component: membrane. The record is from RefSeq and is a predicted model, not a curated record. Gene Ontology annotation, molecular function: carbohydrate:proton symporter activity.
AUGGUCAGCACGCCUGGCAACCGGUACCGUGUUUUCAUCGUUUGCUGCAUGGGCUUCAUGAGCCAGUGGUCUGGCAAUGGCCUCGUCGCAUACUACCUCAGCCGCGUCAUGGGCUCGGUCGGCAUCACCGACAAGAACACCCAAGCCCUUGUCAACGGGCUCAUCAACAUCUGGAGCUGGGCCAUCGCGCUGACCUCAGCCUUCUUCGUCGAGCGUCUCGGCCGGCGCGUGCUCUUCCGCACGUCGACCCUCUGGAUGCUUGUCGUCUUCACGUGCUGGACCAUUGCCUCGGCGCGGUUCGCCGACACGGGCGUCAGCGCCGCGGGCAUUGCGGUCAUCACGCUCAUCUUCAUCUAUCAGUUCGGAUACUGCAUUGCCUUCUCGCCCUUGCCUGUCGCGUACUCGGUCGAGGUCCUUCCUUACUCGAUCCGCGCAAAGGGCAUGGCGACGUACGUCUUUGCCACCAAGUGCGCCGUCUUUGUGAACCAGUACGUCAACCCGAUCGGGCUGAACAACAUUGGGUGGCGGUUCUACAUCGUGUAUGUGGCGAUCCUGGCGGUCGAGAGCUUCAUCGCGUAUGGCUGGUUUCUUGAGACCAAGGGCAAGGCGCUCGAGGAGAUUGCCGUCAUCUUUGACGGCGAGGCGGCUGAUGUCCGCGUAGAGGCUGAGGCUACCAAGAAAAGCGAGCUAGCUGCCAAGAGUGAGCAACACGAGCGCGUGUAA